UCUAAUCAAAACUAUAAAAGUUCAAUUUUGUUAAUAGUUAUAAUUUGUAAAAUAUAAAUGGAAAAUAUAAUCUUUAAUAAGGAUCAAGAGAUGGAGUCCACUCAUUAUAAAGAUUACUCACAAGAAGAUUUGUUUUUAGUUCCAGAACCAAAACAAUCAAACGAUCAACAUAAUUCUUCUGAUCUAUUUGGAAAAAAAAAGAAAGAUAAAAGUAAAAAACAAAUCGAAGCAGAAGAAAGAGAAAAAAUGAGAGUUCUUGUGUCCAACUUCACCGAAGAACAAUUGGAUAGAUAUGAAAUGUAUAGAAGAUCAGUGUUUCCUAAAGCAGCAAUUAAAAGGAUCGUACAAACCAUCACUGGAAAUUCUGUUUCUCAAAAUGUUGUAAUUGCCAUGUCGGGUAUUGCAAAAGUAUUUAUUGGUKAAAUAGUUGAAGAAGCUCUUGAUAUAAUGGAAGCUCAAGAAGAUUCAGGACCAUUACAUCCCAAACACUUGAGGGAGGCUGUAAGGCGACUUAGAAAAACUGGAGCUAUUCCAUCUUCCAAAGGUAGAAAGCUGCCUUUUUACAUUUAGAUAGGUACCUAAUAUAAAUCUAAACGUAUUUGUUUAACAAUCUAUUAUUUUUUUAACUUGAGAACUAAUGUAAAUGUUGAAUGUAUAUAUUUGACAGUAGAGCAUUUAAUUAUAUUGAUAAAUAAGAAAAAAUCUAUUUAUUUAUGUUCUUAUUAAAAUCUUUUAUAUCAAAAAUCUGUAUUUAAAAAAAAAAUUGUUUUUAAAUGUCUGCUGGUCAGCGAUUGCAGACUGGCCUGUUGGCCGUAUUAUUUAAUUUGUCAUUGUCACUAAAUUAUUUUUAAGAAUAAAAUUUG
Molecule: messenger RNA, 863 nt
Organism: Diuraphis noxia (Russian wheat aphid)
Lineage: Eukaryota; Metazoa; Arthropoda; Insecta; Hemiptera; Aphididae
Gene: Taf11
Product: TATA-box binding protein associated factor 11
Biological process (GO): transcription initiation at RNA polymerase II promoter; RNA polymerase II preinitiation complex assembly
Cellular component (GO): nucleus; transcription factor TFIID complex
Molecular function (GO): RNA polymerase II general transcription initiation factor activity; protein heterodimerization activity
Source: RefSeq, a predicted model, not a curated record